Molecule: messenger RNA, 2250 nt
Organism: Miscanthus lutarioriparius
Lineage: Eukaryota; Viridiplantae; Streptophyta; Magnoliopsida; Poales; Poaceae
Source: the annotation of a GenBank genome assembly
AUGCGGUCGGUGUCUUGUGGAGUCGAGAAACAGCCAGAAAGGAUAAGGGGCAGUCUGGGCAUUUGCACUUUUCUUUUCAGGCAAGCAAAAGAUGUGGUGAAGUCCCUCAAGCAACGCAUUGCACACAAGAACCCAAAGGUCCAGCUUCUUGUUCUCACGACUCAGCCUCUACAAAACUAUCCCUCAUCUUUACGCAUUUCACAGCAGGAGGAACUUGAAUUGCCAGUUUCAGAUUUCCCUGCAUUAAGCCUUACAGAAAUUCAGAACGCACGUAGCAUCAUGGAUGUUCUGUCAGAGAUGCUGGAUGCUUUAGAUCCGGGUAACAUAGAGGGGCUUAGACAGGAUGUCAUUGCUGACCUUGUGGAUCAAUGCCGUUCUUACAAGCAAAGAGUAGUGCAGCUUGUCAACAGUACCUCGAAUGAGGAGUUGCUCAGCCAGGGUCUUUCUUUGAAUGAUGAUAUGCAGCGUGUUCUUGCAAAACAUGAUGCUAUUAAUGCAGGAGUAGCAGUUCGGGUGGAAAAGCCAAAGUCUCUGCAGUCCCAAAUUGAAAGUUCUUCAACAAGAAAGCCAGAUACCAUGGAAGAACCAAUUCAAAGGUCUUCAGCAAGUACAAGUGCCACCAACCAGUCUCCCUUUGGGAUUUUAGCACUUCCCGCGCCCCCAUCCAGUAGUUCAAAAGCACCACUGAACUGUCAAAUAUUUAACUGGAACGUCAGGGGAUUGAAUGAUGGCACCCGCCAAGACUCGGUGAGCGAGCUAGUGAGAAACACUAGUGCCACCAUCGUAUGUCUACAAGAAACGAAGAUGCAAGUUAUGGACCAUAAUGUGGUGCGCCGAACAGUAGGAGCGAAAUUUGUGAACUCCUAUGUUGUGCUACCGGCGGAACAGACUCGAGGAGGCGUUUUCCUUGCUGUGAAUGAAGACUUCUUCGACCUCUCCGACAUUGUACUUACCUCGAACACUAUAACCGCGCAAAUCAACAUGAGGGAGGAUGGAACAAGGUGGCAAAUUACAGUGGUAUAUGGCCCGCAAGGAGAGGCAGCCAAACUUCAAUUCCUCCAAAAAUUGAAGAACAUUCCGCCGCCGGAACACAAUAGAUGGCUCAUCCUCGGAGAUUUCAAUCUCAUCUACCAGGCAGAAGACAAGAACAACUCCAAUCUAAACCGAUGCCUCAUGGGGGCAUUUAGAGCGACGAUCGAUCAUUUGAGGCUCAAAGAAAUCAAGCUCAAUGGACGCCGCGGAGAGCUUGACCACCAUCAGAGCACGUCCUUCCGCUUCGAAAAUUACUGGACUAAGGUGGAAGGCUUCCAAGAUCUUGUCCAAAACAUUUGGAAUAGGCCGGUCGCCUCUGCUCUUCCUAUGAAACGCUUGCAUAUCAAAAUGGCGCGUGUGGCAAAAGAAAUCAAGCGUUGGAAGAAAGACAAGAUAGGGGAUACGAGGCUGCAGCUCGCCAUAGUGAAAGAAGUAUUGUUACAAUUAGAAGCAGCCCAAGAGCAUAGGUUGCUCACUGGCAUGGAGCUUCACCUAUAUCGCUGCCUCAAAGCCCGUAGCACUGGACUAGCAGCCAUUGAAAAAUCAAGAAUCAGACAGAGAUCGAGGCUCACAUACAUCCGUGGCUCAUCAAGAGAAAGAAAAGGCACAGGUGAUCAUAAUGGAGAUAUUCCACCAGCACCAUGGGAAAUUAAGCGAUCCACUAACCCAUUUGACGACGAUCAGCUUGGUGGAAUGGCACUGCAACCAUCAGGCAUGCAGCCCCAACCAGUGCAACUCAGUCAGCAUGGGAACAAAUUCAUGUCAGCACAACCAAUGCCAAGGGGACAGCCAGGAAGAAUGCAGUUGCAACUGGUGCCUGGUGCUCAGCUUGGUGCUCUACAACCACAGGCUAUGCUGAAUAUGCAGUACAGGGCGACGCAUCCGUCAAUGCAAAUGAAUCAAGGAAUGGGCAUGUAUUCCCAACCAACCUUUGGAGGAUAUUAUGGAAUGAACCAACCACAGCUUUACGGUUUUCAUAUGUCUUGUUAUGGAUAUGGUCAGCAAUCUGGGGGCUACUAUAUUCCAAAUGCUGCAUAUGUGUAUGCUAGUGCAAACGAGCUUGCCCAGAGGAUGAAUGGUCUUUCAGUUCAAAACGGUGAUCCAAAUGGAACAACAGCAAAUAAGCAGAGCAGACCUGAGGAUUCACUCUUUGGCGAUCUUUUGAGCAUCGCCAAGAUGAAGCAGAACAAACCUGCAGCUGGCAAGGAUGGCGGCUAA